AUGGAAACAGAAAAUCACACACAUUUUUCAGAAUUCAUCCUCCUUGGACUUUCACAAGAGGCAGAGCUUCAGCCAAUCCUCUUUGUGCUAUUCCUGUCCAUGUACCUGAUUACUCUGACUGGAAACCUGCUCAUCAUCCUGGCCACCAUCACUGACUCCCACCUGCACACACCCAUGUACUUCUUCCUCUCCAACCUAUCUUUCUGUGACAUCUGUUUCACCUCCACCACCAUCCCAAAGAUGCUGCUGAACAUCCAUGUCCAGAACCAAACCAUCACCUAUGACGGUUGCCUUGCCCAAAUGUAUUUUUUCAUCCUUUUUGCAGAGUUGGACAUUUUCCUCCUGUCUGUGAUGGCUUAUGACCGGUUUGUGGCCAUCUGUUACCCCCUGCACUACACGGUCAUCAUGAACCCCCGGCUCUGUGGCUUUGGGCUGCUGACAUUCUGGAUUUUGAGUGUCCUGGACUCCCUGCUCCGGGCUUUGCUAGUGUUACGGUUGUCCUUCUGCACCAACGUGGAGAUCCCCCACUUCUUUUGUGAAAUCAGUCAGAUCAUCCAGCUCGCCUGUUCAGACACCCUGCUCAAUGUCAUCGAGAUGUAUCUCGCCACAGGGCUGAUGGGCAUUAUUCCCUUUUCUGGAAUCCUUUAUUCUUACUUCCAGAUUGUCUCCUCCAUACUGAGGAUUACAUCUGCCAGAGGGAAGUAUAAGGCAUUUUCCACCUGUGGGUCUCAUCUCUCUGUUGUAUUCUUGUUUUAUGGCACAGGUCUUGGGGUGUACCUUAGUUCAGCUGCUACCCAAAAUUCCAAGGCCAGCGCAAUUGCUUCAGUGAUGUACACUGUGGUUACCCCAAUGCUGAACCCAUUUAUUUACAGCCUGAGGAACAAGGACAUAAAGAAGGCCCUGAAACAUCUUUUUAGCAUUGCCCCUUCCAAUGAGUGA
Messenger RNA from Tupaia belangeri chinensis (Chinese tree shrew), 939 nucleotides. Its product is annotated as olfactory receptor 7A17. The record is from RefSeq and is a predicted model, not a curated record. The coding region runs from base 1 to 939 and encodes 312 amino acids. Lineage: Eukaryota; Metazoa; Chordata; Mammalia; Scandentia; Tupaiidae. Gene Ontology annotation, biological process: G protein-coupled receptor signaling pathway. Gene Ontology annotation, molecular function: G protein-coupled receptor activity; olfactory receptor activity. The transcript has a single exon. Gene Ontology annotation, cellular component: membrane.